Messenger RNA from Trichoderma asperellum CBS 433.97, 1998 nucleotides. RefSeq lists its product as uncharacterized. Lineage: Eukaryota; Fungi; Ascomycota; Sordariomycetes; Hypocreales; Hypocreaceae. The record is from RefSeq and is a predicted model, not a curated record.
CCUGUUCUCGUCUCCUUAGCAUCGUUUCACGUCGUCCUAUUUACGCCUUUGCUCUCGCUGUUUCAUCUCCAAUUUGCUCUGCAUCUCGACCCUUGCCCAGGAUUCCCAUGGACGGUCUACUCUUCGAUACCCUCACCAAGCUAGCAUCCGAAGCACUCGCAAGCAACCUACGAUCCUACAGAAGCAAGCGAAAACUGACGUGACGUCGCCCGUGUUUUCACCUAACCUGGUCGAAUCGAAGGGGAGAGCAAAAGACUGGCUACUGAGGGCUGCAGAAGUGGAAUAGUGGGACGUUGGAUUCCAUACUUCUCCCUACUCCAUUCCCAUCGACUUGAGGAUUUUGGUGCGGCGUCAUCGAUCCUGCUAUUGUCCAACUCGAAAAAAAUCCACAGCCAAUCUCCCAACAAUCCAGUAAACUUUCUCUCUCUUUUUAUUUUCUCUUCAUACAACACUAGCUGUACCCGCUGUUCUCCAGCCAGCAAGUUCUCAAGAUGAUGAACCACGCUCGAGUCAAGGCCCUCAAGGGCAAUGGAAAGACCGUCUCCAAGAAGGCUAUUAAAUCCGGCCGUGCGUCAGGAAGCGCAACGCCGCGAAGUUCUCCCCUUCCGUCGCUAUUAACCUCGCCCACCCAUUCCGCGGCGCAUAGCCGCGUCACAUCCGAUGUCAGCGACGAAGACGGCGAUUUUGAAUUAGACGACAUGGCUUCAAGUGUCUACUCGGGCGAGUCUGUCGACGAAAAUGGCGACGAGCCACAUGCUCCAGUUUUCGACACAAGGGCUCUUAUUGAUGGCCUCCGAGAUCGAAAACGUAAUAAUAGCGAGAUGCGAGAAUAUUUCCUCAAUGCCUUCAUCAAGGCAGUUCGCAACCAUUAUACCGCCGAAACUCAUCUUUGGCUAGACGAUGCCGCAAGCGAGCUGGCAGACCUUUUCCUUCACGAUUCAAAUCGAGCUGCCACAGCAAAGGAACGCCUUUUGAGUCUGCAUGCCUUUGCUCUCACAGUCGGAACGGUUGGGUCUUUAGAGGUCUUCGAUGGAGCGCAGAGGAUACUCAAGCAAGUAAUGAUGGACGACGACGACGACGACUGCCGCAUCUAUGCAAUCUACGCGCUCUGUAUUACAGUAUUAUAUGGCGGUGGUCUAGAAGAGGCUGCACUGGAGGUGAUGGAAUUUUUGGUUGAGAUUGUGCGAACAGAUGGAGAGUCAAUCGAGGCUCAUGACAAUGUCGAGAUUGUCGCAGCCGCUCUUCAGGGCUGGUGUUUUGUUGCUAGCCAUGUGGCUGACUUUUCUGAUUAUGCCGAUGCAGCCAUGGAUGCGUUUGUGGAUCAGCUGGAUAGCGAUGACGUUGACAUCCUGUCUAAUGCUGGCGGCUGUAUCGCCCUCGUCUUUGAAGCAUCACGGAAUCACAUUGAAGAGACCGGGGAGCCGUUCCAGCUCCAGUAUGAUCCGCAAAGAUUAGCCGGUCGUCUGAGCGAACUAGCUAAACUGAGUGCUAAAUCAGUAUCGAGGAAGCACCGCCGGAGCUUACGAGAAAACCUGCUCAGCGUGGUAACCUCUCUCGAGAGGGGCGUUGGCCCUUUCUACUCUACUGCUAUAUACGUUCCCGAAAAGGGUGAACAUGUACCCGUCGCGCAGCGUACCGAUGAUGGACAAGCAGAGUACGGUUACCGAUGCAAGUUGAGGCUUGGUAACCAUGUUGCCAAGAUCGAUACUUGGUCUCUCUAUUUCAGAACAAACCUCAUGAGGGUCAUUUUCAAGGCUGGGCUGCAGCAUCACGUCUUUAUCAAUCCGGUUGUUACCGAAUGCUUGGAGGACGCACAUUUUAUACAAGACUACUCACCCAUCCCAAGAGGAUCAAAGGGUCGAAAGAAGUAGUCGAGGUCUGUCAACCUCCCUAAAUGGGACGACUUAGCCUGCUAUUGCUCCUGUUUCUUUCUUUUCUUUUUUAUUAGCUCCGACAUCCAAUAUCUGAGGACUAGGCUGCUGCUAUGGAGGAGCUUUC